Molecule: messenger RNA, 510 nt
Organism: Colletotrichum orchidophilum
Lineage: Eukaryota; Fungi; Ascomycota; Sordariomycetes; Glomerellales; Glomerellaceae
Exons: 1
Coding region: 1-510 (169 amino acids)
Source: RefSeq, a predicted model, not a curated record
AUGACCGAACCAUCAAUCACAAACUUCCUCCUCCGCUCCCUCCUACCCCCAGACGCCGCCGACUUCAUCCACAAUAACGCCCUACACCCAUCCUCGCCCCUCCAGCAGCUCAAGGCUCAGGCCCUGGCCGCCGCCUCCCGCACCUAUGACGAGCUGUACCCCUACCUCGCACCCGCCGUCGACGCGACGCUCGACUUCCUCCACUCUUCGCCCGAGCUGGUGUCGUUCGCUGUGCUCCUGGCCCUGCUGGCUGCUACUGUCAUUGUAUUGAACUGGAUCCGGAGGGUGGUUGCCUUCUGGACGGCGCUGGUGCUGCGGCUGGCGUUCUGGGGGGGAGUCGUUGUCGUCGUCGCGGCAGUGUGGCAGAGGGGUGUGUUUGAGACGGCGAGGGACGCUGUUGUUGUGGGGGGCAAGGUUGUUGGGUUCGCGGCUGCUGCUAAGGAUGUUUGGGUGAGCGAGUAUAGGAGGUAUGAAGAGGAGACGAAGGUGCAGGGAAACAAGUAUCGGUAA